AUUUAGUAUUUGCGAACAUGUCGAGGGAGGUAGUAGUUGCGGGAGCUGCAUUUAUAGCUAUGUAUUUACUCGUGGAGGAAAAUGAAGAUGAAAAUAAACCACGCCGUCGUCGCCGUUGGUGGAAAACACAAUUAUAUAAAAAAAGAGCCGGUUCGGAAUUGAUGAUUGAUUUAAAAUCUCAGGAAUUAAGUGAGCAAUACAAAAGCUUCACACGUAUGUCACCUAUCGAUUUUGAAUAUUUAAUUACUUUAGUCGGACCAAAAGUAGGAAAAUAUGAUACCCCAAUGAGAGCUGCUAUAUCAAGAUAGAUUAGCACUUACAGUGAGAUUUUUAGCAACGGGGGAUUCUUACACAAGUCAACAAUACAUUUUCAGAAUUUCAAAGCAAUCUAUUUCCUUGAUUGUCCCAGAAGUUUGCUUGGCAAUUAUUGAAGCCAUAAAAGAAAAUAUACGGGUUCCAACUACUCCAGCGGGGUGGAAAGAAAUCUCAAAAAAGUUUGAAGAACUAUGGAGUUUUCCCCAUUGCAUUGGUUCUA
This is a messenger RNA of Acanthoscelides obtectus, 535 nucleotides long. Lineage: Eukaryota; Metazoa; Arthropoda; Insecta; Coleoptera; Chrysomelidae. The record is from the annotation of a GenBank genome assembly.